GUUAAUGGUCAAUGGCAUUGGGUAGCUUAACAAACUCACAACCUAGCUACCUUUCUUACCAUUCAAGCUCUGAAGAGCUUCGUUUUCUGUCUCCUAGGGUUACGGUUGAGGCUGCUUGUCGAUGGGGCAACGGUCGCUGAUCUACAGCUUCGUGGCUCGUGGGACGGUGAUCCUCGCAGAGUAUACCGAAUUCACCGGAAACUUCACCAGCGUAGCUUCGCAGUGCCUCCAGAAGCUUCCCGCUACGAAUAACAAGUUCAUUUACAACUGCGAUGGCCACACCUUCAACUACCUCGUCGAUGAUGGAUUUACUUACUGUGUGGUCGCAGUAGAGGCUGUUGGUCAACAGAUUCCAAUUGCCUUUCUUGAGCGGAUCAAGGAGGAUUUUACUAAGAGAUGUGGUGGAGGAAAAGCUGCAACAGCAGUUGCUUGUAGCUUGAACAAGGAGUUUGGGCCCAAAUUGAAGGAGCACAUGCAGUAUUGCGUGGAUCAUCAGGAGGAGAUCAACAAGCUUGCUAAAGUUAAAGCUCAAGUCUCAGACAUUAAAGGAGUUAUGAGGGAGAAUAUUGAAAAGGUCGUUGACAGUGGAGUGAAGAUUGAAGUUCUGAUGGAUAAAACACAGAAACUUCAGUCUCAGGCACAAGAACUCAGGCAGCGGGGCGCCCAGAUGAGGAGGAAGAUGUGGUUGCAGAACAUGAAGAUAAAGCUAACAGUUUUGGGUAUCUUAGUCGCGCUUAUUCUCAUUGUUGUUCUAUCUGUUUGCGGAGGCUUCAAUUGUUGAUGGUUCCUCUUCGCGCCCUAUUUGAACCGUCUUCAUGACUAAGGAUUGGAGUUCCUGUACAGUUUUGCAUUACCCGUCCUGUCACAAUUAUUUUUGUCUGCUAUCUCACAUUUUGAUAUAGCGCCCUAUAUUAUAAGACAGUGUUUGUAUUGUCUGUGUGCAAACUCUCUCUUCUACUCUUUUGACGUGUGGAAGGUAUUCGGUUCAUUUAUUCAAGAAUUAUUCUUUGAUGUUGAAACAAUGGAAAAUUGCAACCUAGUGCCAUUCAUUCCAGAUUUGUUGUCAGCAGUGGUAGUAUUCAUUUUGUCGAAGCUCGUUAAGAUGGAAAACUAUUUUGCCACU
Morus notabilis is the source of this 1123-nucleotide messenger RNA. Its product is annotated as vesicle-associated membrane protein 722. Lineage: Eukaryota; Viridiplantae; Streptophyta; Magnoliopsida; Rosales; Moraceae. The coding region runs from base 122 to 781 and encodes 219 amino acids. The transcript has 5 exons. Gene Ontology annotation, biological process: vesicle-mediated transport. The record is from RefSeq and is a predicted model, not a curated record. Gene Ontology annotation, cellular component: membrane.